This is a messenger RNA of Micropterus dolomieu (smallmouth bass), 7367 nucleotides long. It is a transcript of the gene camta2, whose product is annotated as calmodulin binding transcription activator 2. The transcript is spliced from 25 exons. NCBI's taxonomy places the organism in Eukaryota, Metazoa, Chordata, Actinopteri, Centrarchiformes, Centrarchidae. Gene Ontology annotation, molecular function: double-stranded DNA binding; protein binding; transcription coregulator activity. The record is from RefSeq and is a predicted model, not a curated record. Gene Ontology annotation, biological process: regulation of transcription by RNA polymerase II. The coding region runs from base 156 to 4937 and encodes 1593 amino acids. Gene Ontology annotation, cellular component: nucleus.
AGUAAACAGUGCAGUUACUAGGUGAUAACCCCCCCCCCACGUAGCUACGCAGUGACGUCAGAGAAAGAGAAGAUGGCGGCUGUGCUGAAGGCGGAAGCGGGGCAGUGCGGGCGGCCGUGCGUUGCGUGAGACUCAUCCUGCAUGGACUCGUCGCCAUGAGCAACAAGGAGAUGGUUUCCACGGAGACAGAGAACAAAGGACAGAGGAAGGUGUUUCUUCCUAACAAGCUGCUGGAGUGUCUCCCUCGUCUGUCCGGUCUGCCGAACGAGCGCCUCAGGUGGAACACUAACGAGGAGAUUGCUUCUUACCUGAUUUCAUUCGACCGACAUGACGAGUGGCUCUCCUGCACCCUCAAAACCAGGCCGAAGAACGGCAGCAUCAUCCUGUACAACAGGAAGAAGGUGAAGUACAGGAAGGACGGGUACUGCUGGAAGAAGCGGAAGGAUGGGAAGACGACGAGAGAGGACCACAUGAAGCUGAAGGUCCAGGGCAUGGAGUGCCUGUACGGUUGCUACGUCCAUUCCUCCAUUGUGCCGACAUUCCACAGACGAUGCUAUUGGCUGCUGCAGAACCCAGACAUCGUGCUGGUCCACUACCUGAACGUGCCGUCCCUGGAGGAUUCUGGGAAAUGCAGCCCGCUCAUGUGUGCGGUGACCGACCGCCAUGACAGUGUGAGGUGGAGCCGAGACGACCUGCUGAGCCAGCUGAAGCCCAUGUUCCACAGUAUGAAGUGUUCGGUGGGUUCAGGAGAUUUCAGUAUCGAGGAGCUGGUCCAACACAUUCUGGACCGACAGAGAACCAAACCUCAGCCGCGCACACACGCCUGCCUCUGUAACGCCGCCCAGGUGUCUUCAGGAGUGAACAUUCCCCACCGCUGUAACAGCACCAAGCAUCGCAUCAUCUCCCCCAAACUGCCUCCCUCCUCCUGCAGACCCUCCCCCUCCCCGCUGUCCUCUGAGGUGGGGGAGGCGGGGAGAGGAGGAGGAGGAGGAGGAGGAGGAGGGGGAGAAGCCAAACUGCCCCACCUCCAGGCUCAGAGCAGCCCCGUCUCGUCUCCGUGCCCUUCAUCCACCUCGUCUCCACCUCAGCCUCACAGGCCCGCCGUUGCCGCGGGGAACCACGGCAACGGCUUCUACGGAGACCACCGCGGCAGCCUGACGACGGUGGCGCUGCCCCAGAACGCUGUGAUCGUCAUGGCAACGACUACCGCCGCCAUCACCACGGGGGGGCGAGGGGGAGGAGGAGUGGCCAGAGCGGAGGAGGCGGGGCCGGGCAGGAGCCUGUCACUCACCCACUCCGGACAGUUACUGCUCUCCCCCGCCCUCCCGCCUCCUGCAGGAAAGCCCGCCUCCCCUUCCCCUCCCUCCUCCUCCUCCUCACCCGCUCCUCCCUCACUCCCGCCUCCGCCCGUCCAGGCGCCGGGCGUGGCCACUCUCUCCCUCACCCUCCUCCCCUCCCCCGUCAUUGGAGGUCUGCUCCUUACCCCCUCCUCCUCCUCAUCCUCCCUCCGCUCCCCGCCUCCUCCUGCCACCGCCGCCUCACCCCCUCCCUCCCCCUCACCACCCCCGCUUCCCCCGUCCCUCCCCCUGGCCUUCGACCCCGACUCCUUCCUCAACUCUCCCAAACAGGGUCAGACAUACGGCGGCCCGCCUCCUCCCUCCUCCACCCCCUCCCCUGUCCUCUGCUCCUCCUCCCCCCUCUCGCCCCCCUCCCUUGCUCUCUCCCUCUCCCCCACCUGCACCCCUCCCUCUUCUGUCUCCCCUCCUUCCUCUCUCUCCUCGCUCUCCUCUUCCUCCUCCUCUUCGGAGGACAGGAGAGACUCGGCCCUCCCACACUCCUCCUCCUCUUCCUCGUCCUCCCUGCCCCCCUCCCUCUCCCUGUCUCCCACCUCCUCUGUGGCCCCGUCCCUCCUCCCCCUCUGCCUGGAGCUGGGAGCUCUGGGGGAGUCGGAGGGAGGACGGGAGUCGGAGGUGGCGGCAGAUGAAGAGGAGGUGAAGGACAGGAGGGAUGAUGAUGAUGAUGAUGAUGAUGAUGAAGGCAGCGCUCCUCCCACCAAGCUGGCGCUGCUGCAGACAGGCCACGCCUCCCCCAGCUCGUCUCCACGGCAACAGACAGGAAGUAGUUCCGCCUCACUGCUCGUGGUUUGCCAGGACUCUGCGAACCAACCCUCCCAGCAGCCGGCCAAUCAGACGCAGCGAUCGGCCGACGGACAGCAGCCGUUGGUCCUGCAACAGCGGUAUAAUCACCUGUCUGCGCCUGAAGCUCCGCCCCCGGCUCAGAUGUCCCAUCAGCCCCUGCUGCAGCAGCAGCAGUCCAUCGGUCUGGGUUGCGCUGACUCUAACUCCACCCCCGCGGCUGUCGCUAUGGAUACCACCCAACUGGCGACGCCCCCGAACCAGGUGAAGGACGAGAGCAGGCGGGACUACGACUCGGAGGACACCCGCAUGGACACGCACCUGGAGGAGGAGGCGGAGCCCUGCGAGCGUGGAGGGGAGGAGCUCGACAUCUCCUUCGACAGCCAGUUCCCCGACCUCAUCUCUGACCUCAUCACAGAGGAGGCCAAUCCCGUCGCUCCACACCCGUCUGCGGCGCCGAACCCCGCCGUGUUCCCGGCCGGCGUCCGCUACAUGGUGCCCCCCCAGCCCUCGCCGUCCUCCUCCUUCCUCCCGUUCCCUCACCCUCUGCCCUCGUCCUCGUCGACCCGCCUCGCCUCCAUCACGGACUUCUCCCCUGAGUGGUCCUACCCCGAGGGAGGUGUUAAGGUAUUGAUCACAGGACCAUGGAGUGAGCUGUUGGGUCGAUACUCGUGUGUUUUCGAUCAGAGCACCGUCCCCGCAUCGCUGAUUCAACCUGGAGUGCUGCGCUGCUACUGCCCUGCCCACGAGGCCGGCCUGGUGUGUCUGCAGGUUCUGGAGUCCGGAGGGUCGGUUUCUUCUUCGGUUCUGUUCGAGUACCGAGCGAGGAACGCCAGCUCUCUGCCCAGCUCUCAGCUCGACUGGCUCUCAUUGGACGAUAAUCAGUUCAGGAUGUCCAUCCUGGAGCGGCUGGAGCAGAUGGAGCGCAGGAUGGCCGAGAUGGCCGCCCGCGAAAGCAACAACCACCAGCAGCAGCAUCAGCAGCAGCAGCAACAGCAGCAACAUGGCAGCCAGCUGGCCACACCUCCUCCCCCACCCCCACCUGAGGACCAUGAACAGUCCUCUCAGUGGUUUGAGAGGAGGAUUGUGGGAGUGUGUGAGCGGAUGAUGAGGGGAGGACGGUGGGCAGGAGGAGGAGGAGGAGAGAGGCUUCAUCACUCCGUUCGUCACCGCGGGAUGACACUGCUCCACCUGGCUGCUGCACAGGGAUACACUCACCUGAUACACACUCUGAUCCACUGGAGGAGUGUUAACAGCGACAGCCUGGACCUGGAACAGGAAGUCGACCCUCUCAACAUCGACCACUUCUCCUGCACCCCGCUGAUGUGGGCAUGUGCUCUGGGCCACCAGAGGGCAGCAGAGCUCCUGUACAGCUGGAACAGUUCGGCUCUGGGGAUCCCUGAUUCGCUGGGGCGCCUGCCGCUCGCCGUGGCCCGAUCCCGUGGACACACCCGCCUUGCCGCAGCUCUUGAGGACCUGCACACGCGCACACACAUGACGCCCGCGGACACGCGCACGUACUCAACGGACACACACACGCCGGCUACGCCUCAGCCACAGCUGCCCCCGUCUCCGCUGUCCACCAGCCCGGACACAGGUUUGAGCUCCUCCAGCAGCCUCCCCUCACCCAGCGACCCCUCCUCCCCUUCGCCGAGCUCCGCUUACUCCAGUGGCCCCGCCCCCAUGGACACCUCCCCCUCGUCUCCUUCCUCCUCCUCGUCCUCGCUCCCCGUCUCCCCCCCUUCUCCUUCCUCCCUGCCCCUCUCCUCAUUUCCUCCAGUGUCCAUGUGGGGGGAGGAGCCGAAUAUCAGGCUCAGCACAGGUUUGAACCCCGGCUGUUCCAGAGACUCUCUUUACCUCAUGGACUACGAGAGCACCUGCCACCCCUCACCCACCCACACGGUGGGCGGGCGGCGGUCGCACACAGCGGCAACGCUGGAGGAGCAGCUGCUGAGCUACAGCGAGAACGCUGAGAACGAAGGCGAGGAGGAUGAGUACCUGGACGAGGAGGUGCUACAGGUUGACAUGGCAACACUGGCAGAGCAAAUCAUCGAGGCGACCCCGGAGCGAAUCAAACAGGAGGACUUCCCCAGGGGGGCGGAGUCACCGCUGAGAGAGAGGCGAGACAACCCGGCCAUCCAGGACACCUGGCUGGCUACAUACCUGGACACGGUCGAUGCCCACACACACUCCCCACCCAGGAGGGUGCGUCCCCCUUCGCCCCUCAGUGCACUGGCCCUCCAGAGGCUCCGCCCCCCCUCCUCUGCGGCGUGGGCGGAGUUCCUGAACGCCUCGGCCAAUGGAAAAAUGGAGAGAGACUUUGCACUGCUGACACUGACGGACGGAGAGCAGAGGGAGCUUUACGAGGCCGCCAGGAUCAUCCAGAACGCCUUCAGGAGAUACAAGGGUCGGAGGUUAAAGGAGCAGCAGGACAUGGCUGCAGCCGUCAUACAGAGAUGCUACAGGAAAUACAAACAGUACGCGCUCUAUAAGAAGAUGACCCAGGCAGCCAUCUUGAUCCAGUCCAAGUUUCGGUCGUACUACGAGCAGAAGCGUUUCCAGCAGAGCCGGCGGGCGGCGGUCCUCAUCCAGCAGUACUACCGUAGCUACAAGGAGUACGAGAGGCUCAAGCAGGGUCCAAGAGGGGCCUCCGGACACAACACCAAGAUCAAGGGGUCUUUCUUGACGAAGAAACAGGACCAGGCGGCGAGGAAGAUCAUGAGGUUCCUGAGACGCUGCAGACACAGGAUAAAAGAGCUGAAGCAGACGAGGGAGCUGGAGAGGAGAGGGCUCACCACUUAAACCGUGUCUUCAUUUCAGCUCCUGGAGAGGAGAGACGGACGAAGGAUGGUUGAUCUCGUUGUCUUUUGGCAGGUUUACUCUGAUGUACAAAGGGACGGAAACGCAACAGACAUGAUGGAGAGAUGCCUUAUCCCACCCCGGCUCUUCUUUCUUCCUUUCCUCCGCCUCCUUUGAUUGAUCGAUCUAUAUAUCUAAUGUCUUCUCUCAUGGUUGAAUGUAGCUGUCUGUCUGCAGCUUAAAGAGCUUUUUAAUAGUGUCACACCGUCCUAUAGACUCGUUCUCCAGGCCUUUCUCAGCACAGAGUAGUUCUACGCUACGGACCUGGGGCUCUGCAAGUUCAACUCGGGACCCCAGACUUCAGCACUCAAAGGUCUACUUGCAGGUGUUUUGGAGGGAAAAGUUUUCAGCUACUUUGACUUGUGAGAAGCAAUCAAACAAAAUGUUACCUCACUGCCUCCAUUCAUUUUCAUUUAAAUAUGUUUGAUGAGACUGACGAGGCGUUCAAGGAGCCCACAGUGGCAGCUCUAGAACAUGAAACAUGAAGCUUGACUUCAGCACUAGAUUUACACUCCAAGACCAAGUUUAUCCUCCACGAGCAAUUAUAUAUUGAUAUAAAUACACAGAUGCAGUUCAGCGCUCUGCAUGUUUAUUUCAAGUUCAGUAUUUUCAGCAGUACAGGCAGUGAUUCUCAGCUGUCGUCAAUCAAGCGCAUUUUCUUUUCCUUUUUUUUUACUUUAAAGAUCGUUUAGGGCUCUCCAUCAUGCACAUUUUUUACAUGCACAUACAGUAUUUAUUCGACAUCAGAGUCGGCGGUGAAAAACCAAAGUGCCGAGAUAAGACUGUUCUCCUGAAGAUGACGACGGGUCCUCGCAUCAACGUUGGAGCAAAAAGACAUAAAUCAGCCACGUUUGAAAUUUAAGUGUUUACUUUCUCUAAAAACUUAAUUUGGUGACAUAAUAACACCCGUAGGACCAAAGUGACAGCAGCUCUGAGCCUGUUUACCUGUCUAAAGUCAGCAUCACCUGUGGUCAUUUGGUCUGGACCUGUUUUGAUCUGGACUGUCAAUGUGUUCUGAGACCGAUGCCGUUUCACAAGAGCACGGGGACGCAGUUUGAGAAAGGCCUUUGGGGAAAAACCCUAACUCAACUGAUCUCUCCUGGGAGGCACAGCUCAGGGCAAACCAAGACCCAGGAGUGUCUACGUCUGUUCCCUCCUGCCCACAAUUUACUGCUGUUUUCCUGCCAAGGUCGGGAGACGAGAACUAACAGGACAGUGUGUUUGAGGGUCACCUGAACAAAGAGAUUUCAGACUGAGGUCAGAAAUUCCUUCAGAAGUCUGAAUGUUUGCGGGUCGUCACAUUUUGGAACGGGGAGUCUACACGCUGUGUACUUCAAAAUGUAUAUGAUUAUAACAAAGCUACUAUAAAUAUAUUUAAACAAUCACAUAUAUAAACAUAUAUAUAUAUAUAUUCUAUUGUUGGACUUUAUAGAUGCUAUGGGUGUUUUUAUUUAUUACAGCAUGAGCCGCUAAUGUGAGUUUGUGUGAGUGUGUGUGCUGCACAGACUGUAAGGUCGAGUCUUAAGGAACCCUGACCUCUGACCUCUGACUCUACGCAGACAAAACGAAUCAAUCAAAAAACACUGUUGCAAAUUUUGUUCGAUACGUUUACAUUUAUCGAGCAGCAGCGGCUUUAAACUUCACAGUUGAGAUCAGAAUGGGUGAAAAUGCACUUUCAGUUUCUGCGUGAAACUUAAAGAUCGAAGCUGCUGUUCAAACACUGUAGUUCACAAAGCUCAUGGAGGGAAAUUGAUGUUUUAAAACGGUCAGAAAUCACACUCAGAGUUGUUUCUCGGUAAGAAACACAUGUUGGAAGGAAAUGAUCUCUCUUAUGUCCUUUCGGAUAAAAACAUCCAGACUUCCACUUAGAGAUCAGCCUAACAAGACGUCACGUUUCCUUCCUUCAGCGUCAACCCUCCGCUGAGCCGACAGGUCGUUGCUUCUUUGCUGAUGAUGGGUCAGAGGUCAAGCCGGGGUUCCCUUCAAACUGUUUUUUAAUUCAUCCAGAAAGUUUUAGGAUAGCAGCGACGGACGACGCAGCGGCCUCAACGGCACUUUGCUACGAGCAACAAGUUGCUCCAGAACAUUUCCUGCCACAGCUCCUUGUUUUUUUUUUUUCAUUUUUAAGCAGAGGCUGAUUGAUGCUGUGCUUUUGUCACAGCGACCACAACGAGGCUAGGGCCAAGCACGAGCCGUCCUCAUAACGAAUUGUUUGACAGAGUUGGUCUUUGGCUUGUUUUCAAAAGAUUUCUUCUUCUUUGGCUGCUGCAGUGAAGCUUUGCAUGAGUUUGUAUUUAAUUGUUUCGCAUUUUAAGACCUUUAAGAUGAAAUACAUUAUUCUACAAGUCAGACGAAUAAAUCAGCUGUUUGCUA